Anolis sagrei ordinatus is the source of this 2603-nucleotide messenger RNA. The record is from RefSeq and is a predicted model, not a curated record. NCBI's taxonomy places the organism in Eukaryota, Metazoa, Chordata, Lepidosauria, Squamata, Anolidae.
GGGCCCAAUCGCCUUUGAGGACGUGGCUGUCCAUUUCUCUUUGGAGGAGUGGGCUCUCCUGAAUCCUGGUCAGAAAGCCUUGCACGUGCAGAUCAUGGAGGAGAUUCAUGGGAUGGUGGACUCUCUUGUACAUAACGGGGAGGAGAGCAAUGUACACAGCGAACACAGGAAGCAUUUGGGACACAACAGGGGCCAGCAAGCCCAGAGUGAAGAUGAAGAUUCUGCCGGAGAAAAGCCCUACGAAUGCAAUGUAUAUGGGCAAUGUUUUGCCCAAGAUGUGGCACUUGUGCUUCACAAGACAUUCCAAGCUGGGGAAAGCCAUUUUAAAUGGAAAGUAUCAGCAGAAUGUGUGGUUGAUUACAAAUUGCCAGAUCUGUGCCAACAAGAAAUCUUUGAAGGAACCGAGCAUUUCAUAAGCCAGGAGUGUGAGAAACUACACAAAUGCAAGGAAUGUGGGCAAUGUAUUGUUCAAAGUUCAUCUCUUGUGAGCCACCAGAGAAUCCACACUGGAGAACACCCAUAUAGAUGUCCAGAUUGUGGGAAAUGUUUUUCUUCCAGUUCAAGCUUGGUGAGGCACAAAAGAGUCCACACAGGAGAAAAGCCAUACCAGUGCCAGGAGUGUGGGAAAUGUUUUGCUGCCAAUUCAGACUUGGUGAGCCAUAAAAGGCUUCACACAGGAGAAAAGCCAUACCAAUGCCAGGAGUGUGGGAAAUGUUUUGCUGACAGGUCAGCCUUGACAAAGCACAAAAGACUCCACACAGGAGAAAAACCAUACCCAUGCCAAGAGUGUGGGAAAUGUUUUUCCUGCAGUUCACACUUGAUGAGGCACAAAAGACUCCACACAGGAGAGAAGCCGUACCAAUGCCAGGAGUGUGAGAAAUGUUUUGUUUACAAUUCACAAUUGGUGAAGCACAAAAGACUGCACACCGGAGAGAAGCCAUACCAAUGCCAGGAGUGUGGGAAAUUUUUUCCUGACAAUUCAGCCUUAGUGAGCCACAAAAGGCUCCACACAGAAGAGAAUCCGUACCAAUGUCAGGAGUGUGGGAAAUGUUUUGCUUCCAGUUCAUGCUUGGUGAGGCACAAAAGACUUCACACAGGAGAGAAGCCAUAUCAGUGCCAGGAGUGUGGGAAAUGCUUUGCUUACAGUUCAAACUUGGUGAGCCACACAAGAAUUCACACAGGAGAGAAACCAUACCAGUGCCAGGAGUGUGGGAAAUGUUUUGCUGACAGUUCAGCCUUGGUGAGGCACAAAAGACUCCACACGGGCGAGAAGCCAUACCAAUGUCAGGAGUGUGGGAAAAGUUAUCCUUGCAAGUCAUAUCUUCUCAGACACCAGAGCAUCCACACAGGAGAGAAUCCAUUCCAAUGCCAGGAGUGUGGGAAAUGUUUCACUCAGAGUUCAUCCCUUUUGAGCCACCAGAGAAUUCAUAGUGGAGAAUAACCAUCCAAAGAGGUGGGACAAAAGUAAUACAAUUACUUGCAAUAGGGAAAUUUCAGGUGGUGGACAUUCUAGUGCUGUAGACUAUACAUUCAACAUUUCUCAAUUAACAUAUGUGACUUCCUUGGCUUUAUGUAGCACUUGGCUUGACUUUGGACUGAUUUCUUAGACAACUCUCUCCUUGGUUUCAAAUGCUGCUCAGGGUUUUUGUUUUGCUUUAUUUGACUUGGGACUGUUGUGGAGAACUCUUUUGCUUCUUGGCAGAAUAGGGUUGGACUGGAUGGCCCAUGAGGUCUCUUCCAACUCUAUGAUUCUCUGGACACUGGUAUCACCAUGGGAGUAGACUGGCUUCCCCCUGGUCAGCCUUUAUGGGUAGACAUCUGAUUUCAAACAGGACCAUUUGCGAAGUUUGCCUAAGAUUUGGUGGAGCCUCCGUUCUUGUCAUAUGAAUCCCUAAAUUAAGGUCCUGUUCUUGGAGCAGCAGAAAGCAACCUCCCUGUUACAAUCCUUCAGUGGGUUAAAAAUGAAGUCACCAAUUCUGAAAAAAAAAAACCCAUAUGUAAUUCCAUCAUUUGUUCCUCUUGGGCUUAGUUUCCAGCUCCUUUAGCACCUUGGUUGCAGAUUUCUCAUUUGCAAAUGUUGUUUUUCAACUGUGAUUCCAGAAUAGAACACAGUGCUUCCGUAGAGGCAAAACGAAAAGAAAAGAUGCUUGAACUGUUAUUUCCCUUGAUGUGCAAAUCAUAUCUCUGGCUACAAUUUACUGUCUGUUUCCCUGCUUAUGGUAUACACACUUUUAGUGCAUAUUAAAUUAAAAAACAUAAAGCUCUUUAUUGUAGAAUUAACCAUGUGAUUAUCAUUGAUUUUGUUAUAGACUAUCGGAAUGCGCUCUGUCUUGCAAAAUUUUAGUCUCUGGAUAUUAUACAUGAAGGAGGUAAAUUUGUCUGUGUAAAGCAGGCGCAGGCAAAAUGUGGCCCUCCAGGUGUUUUUGAAGUUCAACUCCCACAAUUCUUAACAGUCGGUAAGCUGGCUGGGAUUCCUGGGAGUUGAAGUCCAAACACUUGAGGCCCUUCCACACAGCCCUACAUCCCAGAAUAUCAAGGCAGAAAAUCCCACAUUAUCUGUGUGUGGACUCAGAUAACCCAGUUCAAAGCAGAUAUUGUGGGAU